AUGCGAUUCGAACAAGGAAGUGAAAAAGUCGGUAUGAUAAAUACAUCUUCAAUACCUGUUUCAAAACCAUUAUCAGUUAUUGAAGAUCCUGAAAUACAACGAACUCGAAAAAUUCUUUUAAUUAUACUUGGCGUGUGUCUUGCUUUCUCUGUAAUCGGAACAAUAAAUGCCAUAUCAGGAAAUGGAAUUUCUAAUCGUAUGCAAGGAACUCAACGUGGUGCACAAAUUGGUCAAUCUCUUAUAUCAGUUAUAUUUUAUGGAUUUGGAAUAUUCGUCGCUUAUCAAUAUUAUGAAACAGGUUUACGAGUGAUUUAUCAAUCAAAUGAAAUAAAAAUUAAUGAUUGUUUCAGUUUAUUUAAAGUAUAG
Messenger RNA from Rotaria sp. Silwood1, 366 nucleotides. NCBI's taxonomy places the organism in Eukaryota, Metazoa, Rotifera, Eurotatoria, Philodinida, Philodinidae. The record is from the annotation of a GenBank genome assembly.